Mugil cephalus (flathead mullet) is the source of this 3854-nucleotide messenger RNA. It is a transcript of the gene crhr2, whose product is annotated as corticotropin-releasing factor receptor 2. Gene Ontology annotation, biological process: adenylate cyclase-modulating G protein-coupled receptor signaling pathway; cell surface receptor signaling pathway; long-term synaptic potentiation. The transcript has 12 exons. Gene Ontology annotation, cellular component: dendrite; plasma membrane; axon terminus. Gene Ontology annotation, molecular function: G protein-coupled peptide receptor activity; corticotrophin-releasing factor receptor activity; peptide hormone binding. The coding region runs from base 107 to 1351 and encodes 414 amino acids. Lineage: Eukaryota; Metazoa; Chordata; Actinopteri; Mugiliformes; Mugilidae. The record is from RefSeq and is a predicted model, not a curated record.
CACAGCUGGGCUCAGUGCGCCCGUCUCCUCCUAUCCUCCGCUCUACCCCUCUGUUUCUCGGACUUCAAAUUAAUCUCACACUGUUGUUUUUUUUAAAAAACGCACCAUGGAUGCUACCAUUUAUGAGAUCAUAUUCGGAGAGCUCGGGGACCUGAACUGUAGUUUGAUUGAAGCUUUCCAAGACACUUUUUUGGAGAACGCAUCAUUGUCGUCGCUGAGCACUGAUGGUAUAUAUUGCAAUGCAACAACCGACGAGAUUGGAACCUGCUGGCCACGGAGCAUGAGCAGCAGGAUUGUAGAGAGACCCUGCCCUGAAUACAUCAACGGAGUGAAGUACAACACAACGAGAAGCGCUUAUAGAGAAUGUAUGGAUAAUGGGACAUGGGCGCUGAAGAGCAAUUACUCCAAUUGUGAACCCAUUUUGGAGGAAAAGAGAAAAUAUCCAAUGCAUUAUAAGAUAGCGCUGAUCAUCAACUACUUGGGCCACUGUAUCUCCGUGGGCGCUCUAGUUGUGGCCUUCAUUCUCUUCUUGUGCUUAAGGAGCAUACGAUGUCUUCGAAACAUCAUCCACUGGAAUUUGAUCACCACCUUCAUACUGAGAAAUAUUAUGUGGUUUUUGCUUCAGCUGAUCGACCACAAUAUCCAUGAGAGCAAUGAGCCUUGGUGUCGAUUAAUCACAACGAUAUACAACUACUUUGUGGUGACAAACUUUUUCUGGAUGUUUGUUGAAGGAUGCUACCUUCACACAGCCAUCGUCAUGACUUAUUCAACUGAUAAGCUGAGAAAGUGGGUCUUCCUCUUCAUCGGUUGGUGUAUUCCAUGUCCUAUAAUUGUGGCCUGGGCCAUUGGAAAGCUGUAUUAUGAAAAUGAACAAUGUUGGUUUGGUAAAGAACCUGGAAAAUAUAUGGACUACAUUUACCAGGGACCAGUUAUUCUUGUGCUUCUGAUAAACUUUGUUUUCCUCUUCAACAUAGUAAGAAUACUCAUGACCAAGCUAAGAGCUUCAACCACGUCUGAAACAAUACAGUACAGGAAAGCCGUGAAAGCAACACUUGUCUUGCUACCUCUGCUGGGCAUCACCUACAUGCUCUUCUUUGUGAAUCCGGGGGAGGACGACAUCUCACAAAUUGUUUUCAUCUAUUUCAACUCCUUUCUACAGUCCUUUCAGGGCUUCUUUGUGUCAGUUUUUUACUGCUUUCUAAAUGGAGAGGUACGCUCUGCAGUGAGGAAACGGUGGCACCGCUGGCAGGACAACCACGCCCUUCGAGUGCGAGUGGCCCGAGCCAUGUCCAUCCCGACGUCUCCCACCAGGAUCAGCUUCCACAGCAUCAAACAGACCACAGCUGUGUGACCCGGGGCCGGCGGAGGGGAGGGGGGGCAGCGGCAAACAUGUAAUAUCCACUACAGCCUCUAAAAGGGAACGGACUUAAUCUUUUUAUCCAGUACAGACAAUGAAGCGACUCACAGAGCCAACCAGAGGACGCCCGGUGCGACUGAAGAUCCGGGCAGAUUCGUAGACUAAGAUUUGGGCUUUUCUGAAGAUUAGAGUAUUUAAAGGGACAUGUUCAUCGUCAUCUUAUCACCUCAUAGCGAGUCUUAUCUAAAUAAUCUUGCAGUGUUCUUAUCGCUGUCAUCGUCUGUUUAGUGGUGCAGCGAGAUAAUCCCACAGGAUUUGCAACAGGAUAUAUAGGCUAUAACAGCUCAUCCACUUAUCUGCAUGCUACUUGUUACUCUGAAGUAGGGUAACAAGAAAUACUUGAGAUUUGAUGGACACUCCAGUGCAGAAAUAGACGUUUUUCUUUAUAAAAUAAAAAAAAAAAGCCCUUUGAGGAAACUCUUCUCUCAUCAAGAGCUUUUUUUUUUUUUUUUUGCCAGAUAGGAAAGAUGGAAUAAGAGAGUUCAUCUGAAUUAAAUAUCAAAAAAAGAGCACGGACUAAUAAAUAGGGCACAAGAUCUGAUGGAGUCACCUCUCUCAGGAGUGGAGAGGGACUGACCAUAUUUAAUGAGGAGUUUAAAUUCACAAAGACGAAACCAGUAAUUUGCUCCGGCCACUGCCAGAUGUCUGUUUCACGCAAACCAGCCGUUACAGAAGAGCCUUUAUAAUCUGUCUUCAGAGGAGCCCCGUUUCUUAUUCUUCGUCUCUGCGUUGUUUUGUGUACAAUCUUUGUAGAGUUUUAUAUAUUAUUUGUCAUACUAUACUGUAGGAAACAUUGUUAAAAUGCUUGUUCCGAAGGUUUGCCUCCUCUCCGUUCCUGCUAUGUAUUACCGCCUCUAUUUUUAAACGCCACCUUUGUGAGACGUCUCUUUUUUGAGAAGCAGGGAGGCAACAUAAAGACCGAUUUAUUGUGGUAUGAGUAUGAACUCCCUAAGGCUCAUAGAAGAGGAGUCACAAUUUCAAGUUCUCUUCCAAACGAGUUCAGAUUAUAUAUAUUAUUUUAUGACCUGAAAGUGAGCCCUAGUGUAUGUACCACAUAUACAUACACGCAUGCAAAUGCGUGGCUCUCUCGCUCAGGCGCAGCGGAAGAAGAUUAAAUUCUUUUGGCUUUGUGAAAUCCCUUGCAGCUUUUUUCGUAAUCAGUGUCACAACUAAUCUUCGGGUUCAAAGGAGAAGCCUGGUGAAGUGAGAACCAGUCGCUUCCCCAAACACUUGCCCAGUCAGGUCAGCGCGCUCCCUGCCCGACGUAACAGAAGCAAGCAUGUGUCUGGCUUUAGUAGCGCUGAAGGAUGAAGAUAAAAGGAAGUAUUUGCUUUGAAAAGGAUUAUGAAGAUAAUCACGAGUCUGACUUCACCUUGAAGGCUCCCGUUUUGAUGCAGAUGAUCCUCUGUGCGUCUCAACUUUAAUAAUAUAUUCUAUUAUUAAUAUUUAUAUAUGAUUAAGAAUGUUAAAAGGGGAUUUUUUUGGGGGGGAUGCACUCAUUCACUUUGUUGUAGAGAUGGCAAAAUCAAUACUACACCCAAAUAACCUAAAUCUGGUUAACCAGGAAUCCGCAUUUCUUGUUUGUGUUCUGUUUGUACAAAACAAAACACUUUACAUAAUGCGUUAAUUAUGUUGGUGAGUCACAAAACUGACUAUUUUUAUUGAAUUUUAGGUGGUUUUGCAUUUAUUUAUUUAUUUGUUUGUUUGUUUGUUUAUAGUUUGGUUUAUUAGAGUUCAGGCUGAAUUGACCGGGACAGUGAUUACAUGUGUUUGCGUGGGUUGUAUAGAACAUGAAAUAUUCCAUUGCCUCUUGAUGUAAAAUGUACAUUUUUGUAUUUUGUAAACGUUACAUUACUUACAUUGCGGAAGACCAACGUGCUGCCUGCCUGGACCGACGCUAGCGGGGGUGCACUGAAAGUUAAUCACCCGAAGCAAAACUUUGGAUGUAAAUAUGUUCGACUGCAUUUCUGCGGCGUCACAACUCCGACCAACGUUGCGCGCACAAAGUACUGCUUUGAACUGUGGUAGUGAAAUAUUUUCAUACAGAUGUUUGAAGAAAAGGAAACUCAUUACUACUUCAGACUCACCAAAGAGAUGGACCAUGUUUACCAACUUGUAGUUUUUGUUUUUCUUCUUUUUUACAUCUAUACAUUUCUAUUGUUGCCGCUGGACUUUAUAGAUCGAAUCCCGUUGACUUUUUUUGUACAUCGGUUACUGGACAUGUAGUGUAUGUUGGACAGUGUGAUGUCAGGUCGGCUGGUUUUAUGUAAACCUCUUCGUUCAACCACCCAUGAUGCCUUACAAACAAAAAGAAAUGCAUUCUUUUGUGUGUGAAAAGAAAGCUGUUGUCUCGAUAAAUGUGUCAUUGUGUUACUGUGAUACACUCGUACACGUGGAGGAUAAAAAUAUUGAAUUGAAUUAAAAUGAUACUCUUUCA